Messenger RNA from Cucumis melo (muskmelon), 1424 nucleotides. Its product is annotated as PTI1-like tyrosine-protein kinase At3g15890. Bases 145 to 1356 code for a protein of 403 amino acids. Gene Ontology annotation, molecular function: ATP binding; protein kinase activity. The record is from RefSeq and is a predicted model, not a curated record. Gene Ontology annotation, biological process: protein phosphorylation. The transcript has 4 exons. NCBI's taxonomy places the organism in Eukaryota, Viridiplantae, Streptophyta, Magnoliopsida, Cucurbitales, Cucurbitaceae.
GCCGGCCAAGGUCGGCUUUUGAAUACAAAUUAACAUGUGGCAAAGUUACCAACAUAGUUGAGUCGAUUUAAAAGAGGAAACUUUUAUUUGCAUCACCAAAGUUCAUAUGCUGCUGACUUGACGCUAAAACCGAAGCCUGCCAGUAUGGGAUCCUCUUUCAGUUGCUGUGAUUCUGAGAAAGUAGACCGGUUGGGUAGUAGUGGUGGCAAUGGCAACAGUAGUUCAUGGAGGAUGUAUACAUACAAGGAGUUGCAUGCCGCAACUAAUGGUUUCCAUGAUGAUAACAAACUGGGAGAAGGUGGAUUUGGAAGUGUUUACUGGGGAAAGACUACUGAUGGCCUUCAGAUAGCGGUGAAGAAAUUGAAAGCGAUGAAUUAUAAGGCAGAAAUGGAGUUUGCAGUAGAAGUGGAAGUGCUGGCGAGGUUGAGGCAUAAGAAUUUGUUGGGUCUGAGGGGUUACUGUGUGGGAACUGAUCAGAGGCUAAUUGUUUAUGACUACAUGCCAAAUCUCAGCUUACUCUCUCAUCUUCAUGGCCACUUCGCUUCUGAAGCUCUCUUGGAUUGGAAAAGAAGAUUGAAAAUUGCUCUUGGCUCUGCUCAAGGCAUUUUGUAUCUGCAUCAAGAAGUAAAACCCCACAUAAUCCACAGAGACAUAAAAGCAAGCAACGUACUACUAGACUCAGAUUUUGAGCCAUUGGUAGCCGAUUUCGGUUUUGCAAAACUAAUCCCCGAGGGUGUUAGCCACAUGACAACUCGUGUCAAAGGGACUUUAGGUUAUCUUGCUCCCGAAUACGCGAUGUGGGGCAAAGUUUCCGAGAGCUGCGACGUGUUCAGCUAUGGGAUACUUUUACUCGAGCUGAUGACUGGAAGGAAGCCAAUCGAAAGACUCCCUGGAGGAGCAAAGAGAACCAUUUCAGAAUGGGUUAAUAUGACAAUAAAUAAAGACAGAUUCAAAGACUUGGCUGAUAAGAAACUCAAGGGACAGUUGAAUUGGAAAGAGUUCGAACAAGUAAUGCAUUUAGCAAUAAUGUGCGUCCAAACGGAGGCAGAGAAACGACCUACAAUAAAACAAGUGGUGGAAAUUUUGAAAGGGUUGAUGGCAACUGAUAAUGCUGGAAAUAACAAAAUGCCCGUAUUAAUGAGUAUUCCAAGUGUUAGACCAUAUGACAAUAAAACUAAUAAUGAUGAUAAAGAAGAUCAUCAUCGUUACGAGCUACCUAACAAGGAAUUUCAUAGAGGUGGAGAUGAACCAGAGAGUUUUGAUUAUGGGGUUUUUAGUGCCAUUGAAGAGCAGAAGAUCAUAAGGGAUUAUCCUUACACAAAACAUAAACAACAACCUCAAAAUAUUUGGAAAUGAAUGCUUAAUGUGUAACAAAUGAAAUUAAUGGUAGCAAACGUAUUAUGGAAACUUUUUGUAAUUUUUCA